This is a messenger RNA of Amaranthus tricolor (Joseph's coat), 2393 nucleotides long. RefSeq names its product protein IQ-DOMAIN 17-like. The transcript is spliced from 5 exons. Lineage: Eukaryota; Viridiplantae; Streptophyta; Magnoliopsida; Caryophyllales; Amaranthaceae. The record is from RefSeq and is a predicted model, not a curated record. Bases 375 to 1916 code for a protein of 513 amino acids. Gene Ontology annotation, molecular function: protein binding.
CUUUUUGGAUGAUUCAAUAUUGAUUGUAGACUCGAUACGCACAAUAUUGAUAGGUUUUUCUAAUAUUGGUCUUGUGGGUUCCUUAUUUUUUCCUCCAUCCCUUACACAAAUGUUCCCAUAUAUCUAGAUACUCAAAAUUUAUGAAUCACUGACACCACUCUUUGUUAAGAGUGUACAAAACCAUCAUGCAUUCACUCCACUGCAAUACACUUCACCGAACAUAUAAAUUAUACUUCUUCUAUUCUACUUAGUCGUUACACUUACACUUUCAUACAUACAUGUUUUAUUUGGUAUUUUAUUAUAACUUCAAACUUAUCAAAAUAAUAGAAAUAAUACCUAAAGAGUUUCAUUAACAUAAAUUUUGUGCUACUGAAAUGGGGAAGCCAGGGAGUACAUCCUGGUUUACGGCCGUCAAGAAGGUUUUCAGAUCGCCUUCGAAAUCGUCUCCGAAAAAAGAAUGCGAGACAAGAGAAGUAUGUGAACCGGGAGAUGAAGAAGAAGAAAAGAAAACAGAGAAAAGGAGCUGGAUUUUCAGGAAAGUGUCAAGCCAUAAUCAACAAUAUGAGGCCAACAUAAUGACUAGCAAUGAAAAGAAUAAGAACUGUUAUGCUGUAGAUGAGCACAGAUACGCUCCAGCCGCAGUAGAAGCUAGUACAGUAGCAGAGAAAGCAGUCAUAGCAGGUGUUGAAGUAGGUUUUAGAGUUGAGGAAAGAAUACCUGCAUACUUAGCUAGAGAAUACUAUGCUGCUUUGAUUAUUCAGACUGCUUUCCGAGCCUAUCUUGCAAGAAGAGCUUUGAGCGCACUAAAAGGGAUAGUGAAACUACAGGCAAUAGUGAGAGGCCAUAACAUAAGAAAGCAGGCAAAGACAACACUUAAAUGCAUGCAAACUCUUAUCCGUGUUCAAGCUAAGCUACGUGAUCAUUCUUUUUCAAGUCAAAAUCGAAAGUCAAUGUAUGCUGAAAGCAACAACUUAUGGGAUAAAUACAAACAAAUACGUCAGAGGAAGCAAAUGUUUGUGGAAGAGAGUGAGGUUGAAGAUCGAUGCAAGAACUAUAAAUACACAAUAGAUGAUAUAGAUGCAAUAUUGCAAAGCAAUAAGGAAGCAUCUUUAUAUCGUGAACAUGCCCUGGCUUAUGCAUUAACUCAACAGAUACGGCGAUUUGAUCGGAAAACAAGUUCUGAAGACGAAAACAAAGACGCGGAAUGGCUUAGUCAGUGGUUAGAGGCUAAGGAGUACAGUGAGCUUAACAACAGCAACAGGCUAACUAACAGAACAGAGCCUAUAAAAGAUGUUGAUAUGGAGUCAUUACAGUCUAAUUUCAGAACACCAACCAAAUUUCAUGCACCAAAUAGAAGACAUAGCCUGUAUGAAUCCUCACCCGGAUUCAACAAACUGCACUCUAUGACUCCAAUGUUACAAGACACAAGGUCACACCUUCAGGCCCAGUCUGCAAGCCCGCGCACAAAAGGGUAUAGAAGUCACUCUGCAGCAAACACUCCUAACUUGCGAAUGAGCUGUCCGUCUAGUGUCAGCAGCUACCGGUACAGCAGAACUAGUUCAACUACUACGACGCCUAACUACAUGGCUGCAACCGAGUCAGCUAAGGCUAAAGCUCGAACACAAAGUACACCUAGGCAGAGGCAUUCUACAUCGUCUGAUAGAUCAGAUCGAGUAGGAUCAGUGAAGAAGCGACUAUCAUUCCCUAUUCGUGAACCACAGCUAUAUUCGGGCAAUGUUGUGUACAAUGACUAUAGUUGUUUCAGUCAGAACUUAAGAAGUCCGAGUUUUAGGAGUGUUCAGGAAGGUUUGUACUGCCUUGAAAGAGGGACUACCUGUUCUUCUACUUACACCGAAAUCACAGGUGGAGAAGUUUCCCCUGCUUCUACUAGUCAUCUUAGAAGGUGGUUGAGUUGAGGGUUAAUGUUGUUUAGGGUUAUAGUCUUGUGUUGUAUUUGGUUUUUGAUAUGUAGUAGUUGAGUAUGGUCAAAUGGUUAUUGUGUUGCUAUAGUGAUUAAGUAUUUUCAACCCUUAUUGAGCCUUUUUAUAGCCCACUUCUUUUUAAUUAUAGUAGAACUUGUUAAGCCCUUUAAAGCCCUUCUAGAAACGGACAGAAUAAGUGCUCAAUAUGGAGGCUCGGCCCAUUGAACACCCCUACUCACAAUCAUAACUUACAAACUUGUAUGUUGGCGAGGAUGAGCUUCCAUGAAAGCAAUCAAACAAUUUCUUAAAGCACUUCAGUCUUAAUAUAUGUGUUCAUGUUCGAUGGAGCCAAAGAUAUAUAAUCCUUUGGAAAUAAAUUAUAUUGAAAUGAAGCGUUAACUCUUUUGCACUUGUUUCUCAUGUAUCCAUGCUAAUGAUACCUAAAUCAAUCGAGUGCUAUAGAAAGUGUUC